Messenger RNA from Actinia tenebrosa (Australian red waratah sea anemone), 2176 nucleotides. RefSeq names its product neuroglobin. Lineage: Eukaryota; Metazoa; Cnidaria; Anthozoa; Actiniaria; Actiniidae. Gene Ontology annotation, molecular function: heme binding; oxygen binding. The record is from RefSeq and is a predicted model, not a curated record.
UGAGUCUGGAUCAAGAUCACUACUGAUGAUAUUUAAUGAGUCUGGAUCAAGAUCACUACUGAUGAUAUUUAAUGAGUCUGGAUCAAGAUGAUCACUAAUGAUAUCCAAUGAGUCUGGAUUAAGAUAAAAAAUAAGAGUUUGACGCCUUGAUAGAAGAUUUAAUUAUAACAUCCUCUCUAAAAAAAAAAACAACUCUCACUUGUUUACAUAUGAAAGUCUUUAUUCAUAUCCUCUCUUUCUAAGACUGCUUUAUUUAUGAUUCAAUAUUUACCAAAUCUCAAUUGAUCUGAACCAGGAGUUUCAAUUAAGCCGACGUUACAGGGGACGUUUCGCAACGACGAUUUUUCGCGAUACGACUCGUCGAUAUUUAAUACAUCUUACAAAAGUCAACUUUUCGCGCAACGUUCGUUCGAAAAUCAACAUGUUACACGGGACGUUUUUUAGCGCUUUGAAAGCCGCCAUCUUGUUUGUUGACGUCACCUCGCCUGAGAGUAUUGAACUGCAUUUUGGGUAUGCAUUGCGCGAAAAACUGUUGAUGAAGCGGUUAUACGAAUCAACUUGCAAAAAAUUGCUAUUCUGAGUUGCAAGUUUUUGAAACUAAAUCAAAAACUUGCAACACGUUGCGAAAUCCGAAAAUUGUUGUAGAUGCAUGUUACAUGGCAUCAAUUUUUCGUGGAACGGAGUAUCGCGAAAAAUUGUCAUUGCGAAUCGUCCAGUGUAACAUCAGCUUUACAGACGCUGAGUCAAUUGUUAUUGUGACGUUGCCUUAGGCUGAUUUCAUUUUCUCUAAUAAAAGCUCUGCUCUAAACAAACACAAUCGCAAAUGGUGCUAAACCACUGGACGAUGUUUUCGUAUGCCAUUACUUCACUAGAAUCAACAAUCACGCGCAAAACCUCGCUCUCAAUAAUAAAAUAAGAGUAACUAAUAAUUAAUAGAAAGGUAAAAUUGACAGCUUAGGAUUUGCGUGUCAUGUCCUACGGAACUAAAAUGUUCUCCAAGGCAACGCAAAUUGCAGUUUGAACGUUAAUAGCGACGUGAAAGCGUUUGAAUAGCUGGCAAGAAAAGUAGAAACAGCGAAAAUUACAUCACCUUGCUUGUUUAAUUCUUUUUCUUUUCAAGUUUUCCUAGCCGAGAUAUGGGAUGUGGAGCAAGUGUGGCGGUGAAUGGCCAUGUACUAUCAGGCACCUCGUGUACUUCAGUUGCAUUCCAGCCAAUUCCGCUUUCAGAGGAGCAAAAGAAGUUGAUUUAUCAGACAUGGAGUCUUGUGGAACCUGUUAAAGUAGCCGCGGGAAGGAAGCUUUUCGCCAGAUUAUUUGAAUUGAACCCUAAUCUGCAAAGCACAUUUCCUGCAUUCAAAGGGUUGGAAUUAAAAGAUAUCCUUAACUCAAGGUCAUUGUAUUUACAUGCAAAGCGAGUCAUGAACGCAAUGGAAAAUGCGGUGUCUUCUCUUAAUGAUUCAGAGACAUUCACUUGUUAUUUGGCCAAUCUAGGUGACAGGCAUCUUCCGUGGAAUAUACAAAGACAACAUUUUGAUAUUGUUGGAGAGUGUCUGCUAUGGACCUUACAAGACAUGCUUGGUCCUGCAUGCACAACAGAUGUAGCACAAGCCUGGGCCGAACUCUUUGGCUAUAUUACUGAGUCAAUGCUCUCUGGGAUCGAUAGAGCCAAAGCAAAUCGAUAGUAAGACAUGAUAUAUAUUAAACUGGAAAAGUCUUGCCUGCCAUCCAAGUCGAGUCAUCAUACAUUCAGUGCGACCAGAAUUAUAACAAGCUGUAAGAUAUGUUCAAUACACUGAGGCAGGACGAUUGUAAAGUAAACGUGGAAAAGUUAUGCCUACCCACCUGAAAGCUGGCCAUUGGACUGAGCUACCAUACAUUCAGUGCAACCAGAAUUAUAUACAAGCUGUGUUAAAGAUAUAUCCACAAUAAGGCAGCCGGAUGAUUACAUAGUAACAAUGAAAAGAUGGCAAAAACAUUUGCUGCUGGCUAGGCGUUACGAGUAAGGUACACUAUAAGGCACACACGCCAAAUCCUGUGUGAAGUUCAUAAAAAAAACAUCAAAAAAUGUUUUAUAAAAAGUGCAUUGAUACUGAUAUUAAUGUUGGUACACUUGCACCUUGUCAUCAUGAUCAUAUUAUAGAUAAUGAAAGCGAAAGAAUACUAAAUGAACGAAGAA